Molecule: messenger RNA, 1558 nt
Organism: Indicator indicator
Lineage: Eukaryota; Metazoa; Chordata; Aves; Piciformes; Indicatoridae
Gene: APOLD1
Product: apolipoprotein L domain containing 1
Exons: 2
Coding region: 190-930 (246 amino acids)
Biological process (GO): lipid transport; lipoprotein metabolic process
Cellular component (GO): membrane; extracellular region
Molecular function (GO): lipid binding
Source: RefSeq, a predicted model, not a curated record
GCCGUCCCGCAGGUCACUUUCCAGUGUGUCACAUCCUCCUGCACCAGGGAGAGCAGGAAACAGCAAACUCCCAGUAUGAGGCAAAGCAUUCCCAUCGCAGCAAUUGGUCCACGGGAGCUAUAAAUUGGUCUCCUCCAGAAACAGAUCAGAAUUUGUCUGUGGGGAGGUCAGCUGGAAAGUAAAGAGGCCAUGGAGAGAAACGGUGCUGCCUUUCCCCAAACACCAGACCCCACACACCACUUCCACAUUUCGCUGCUGGAUCAGAGACGGAGGCUGCGUGGGCAGAUCGCUCACCUUCACAAGGCAGCUCGCAAACUCAGCAAGCUCCGCAAGAGGUCCCUGAUCGCCAACGUGAGCGGCAGCACGCUGACCGCAGCGGGGGCGGUCACGGCCAUCGUGGGGCUGUCCCUGAGCCCGGCCACCCUGGGAGCCUCUCUCCUGGCGUCGGCUGUGGGCCUGGGUCUGGCUGCUGCUGGCGGGGCUGUCAGCAUCACCUCCGAUCUCUCCUCGGUGCUCUGCAAUUCCCGAGAGGUGAGGAAGGUGCAGGAAAUCGCCAUGACUUGUCGGAAACAGAUGAGGGAAAUCCUCGGCUGCCUGGAGUUCCUUCGCCGGGGGCAGGGCCCCGGGGACCCCACGCUGCGCCAAUCGGAGAAGAGGGCCUCCAUCUCCCUGUACAACUCCGUCUGCUUCAUGGUCUUCUGUGGCUCCCACGCCUUCCUCGUGCCGGAAUACACAAAGGAGGUCACAAAAGUCAGCCAAGCGGUGCUGAAGGCCAAAAUCCAGAAGCUGGCAGCCAAUCUCGAGACCUGCACCAGGGCAAUGGAUGAAGUCUGUGAACUUCUGGAGUCUAGGACAGAGCUUUCUCAAUGUAUGAGGAGACUCAAUUUGGGUUCUGUAACCACUGCUGAGAUCCCAAGAUCAUCCAGCUGAGACAGGCUUUGCCCCAUAAUUAAACCCAGGCUUGGAAACAUUAAAUUAUUAACUGUUACCAACAGCACUGCUGCCUGUUGCUGUUGUACUGUUGGUGGUGCUGAUCCACACAGGUGUGAAUAUCUCUCUUGUGCCUUAUCUAUAUCUAAACACAAACUCCUUCCUGAUAAGAAGCUAAAGCUCCCACACACACUGCCAACUGACAGUAGCCACGAUUCAGGUUGGAGGUUAUGAUGGACACGUAGACUACUGUGCACAGAGCAGCAGAUCCUAGAGCCUGAAUGCAGGCUUAGGUGGCUGUUCCUCAGCCUCAUGUUUCCCCAGCUCCUCUCCAGCUCUCCUUAGCCAAGGCAGCAAAAAGAAGCAGGUCAGGAGGCUGAGGAAAUCCCUGCAUUCCUGGUUCUGACUGAACCUGGUUUGUAAAUAAAAGGGCUGAGGUACCCUCCCCAAAAAAGGCAGCAGUUUCCAAUAGAGUACAGUCUGGUUACCAAGGUACAUCUGGAAAGGCUGUUGAAGGAAGCAGCUCCAGAUAUGACAGACUUCAUGGAUGGCUCAUCACCCCAAGGCGAAAUAGCAGGGCCAGAAAUUGUUAUGCUUCUUGAAGAAACUUCUCCAGGCUCAGAACUGU